This is a messenger RNA of Didymodactylos carnosus, 1068 nucleotides long. The record is from the annotation of a GenBank genome assembly. Lineage: Eukaryota; Metazoa; Rotifera; Eurotatoria; Philodinida; Philodinidae.
AUGAUGUAUCUAGCGAUAAUCUAUUUUGGGGUUUUAACAAUGGUUUGGACCGAUGGUUUUCUGUUAUCGUCAUCGAAGAAUAAGCAGGAUAAUUGUUGUGUUAUGUCUAAAUUAAAUAUCAAUGCAACACGAUCAAAUUUAGGACGAGCAUUUUUUGAAAGUUUAAUUAAAGAUAACCAAUCAUUUAAAAAUGUUAAUGAACAAAAUAUGUGUAUGUUUGUUUUAUAUGAUUCAUCAAAACAACUUUUUAAACGUCUGAUGCAAGCUAAAAAUACACAAAAACAUAGUGAUGAGCAUCAAACUGGCUACUUAAAUCGAUUAAAACAAUUUGCAUUGCAUCCUAUCAAAUCCAUAUUUAAAAGUAAAGAAUUAAAUAAAUCUAUUCCAGAUGCAUUUAUCUACGUUCGUGGUGAUGAAUCCUCACAUUUUCGUGAACGUGGUUCAAAAAAACUUCGAAAUACAAAGUAUCCAGCCUAUGGAAUGGAUAUAACACACGGUUGUCUACCGAAUCGAUUUGGUCACAUAUUGUUUGGUGAAUUAAAACCAUUAUAUGACAAUAAUAGUAUACCCUAUUCAGGUGAUCGUAUUUAUAUCAAACCAGAAGAAUUUGGUAUACAAAAAUUUAAACAUUAUAUUAGACAUUCUACUAAUUAUAUUCAACAUAUGUCUCGUCGUGUACUAUGUCGAUUAAAAAAAUUUAUCAGUACACCAAUUUGUUCAAAAGAUGCAGCAUUUCGUGAAAAUACCGAUGCAACACUCACAAGCAAAUGGAAUCAAAUAUUGUCAACAAUAUCAUCGAUUAAAGAAAAAUUCAAUGAAUUUAGACAAAAUGCCACAAAAAGUGGAAUAUAUGAAAUAUAUCGGCAAACAUCAUUGUUUAAAUCAUUGAAACCAGUCAAAGAUUUUCGAGAUGAAAUCGAGAAAAAAUACGGAGCGGAUGCUAUUGCUAGAAAAGGACAUGAAAUUAUAUUUACUACCGAACAAUUACUCGGCAGUCCACAAUCAUGUGAAGCAAAAAUGAUUGAUGAUCUAACACAACCUAAAUGUCCAUUGCAUGAAGGUAGUUGA